AUGGCGGAACCUCAUGUGGCGCCGUCCGCCAAGAAUAGCAGCAAGUUGGGAUACACGACAUUCCUCACAUUCGCCAUCCUCACCUUGGCAUGGGUGGUCGGAUUCGCUUCUCGGUUGUUCGCUAUAGUUAGAUUUGAGUCUAUCAUUCAUGAAUUUGAUCCAUGGUGAGUACUUUCGCAUCCUUACUGAGCAUUUUGUGUUUAGGUUCAAUUACCGAGCAACAGCAUACAUGGUAGAGAAUGGGUUUUACAAGUUCUUAAAUUGGUUUGAUGAACGAGCAUGGUAUCCUUUGGGAAGAAUCGUUGGAGGAACGGUAAGAAACUCCUAAAUGUUGCGUUUUUUCCAAAGCAUGUUUGAAAUGUUGUCUUUUUAAAGGUCUUCCCCGGGUUGAUGGUCACCUCUGGUGCCAUUCAUCAUGUCCUCAAUUCCUUGAACUUCCCAGUCCACAUCCGUGAGGUCUGUGUCUUCCUGGCGCCAUUCUUCAGUGGUCUUACAGCUAUUGCAACAUAUUUGUUGACAAAAGAGGUCUGGUCUGCUGGAGCAGGACUCUUCGCUGCGUGCUUUAUUGCGAUUGCUCCGGGGUACACAUCCCGAUCAGUCGCUGGUUCUUAUGACAAUGAAGGAAUUGCUAUCUUUGCUCUGCAAGUAAGUUUUGAAUAUAUAUAUAUAUAUAUAUAUAUAUAUAUAUAUAUAUAUCUUUUAUUUAUUUUCCAGUUUAUAUUAACAUUACUUGUUUUAGUUUACUUACUUCUUAUGGCUCCGUUCCGUUCGUACUGGCUCGGUUUUUUGGGCAGUUCUGACCGCUCUGUCCUACUUUUACAUGGUUUCUGCUUGGGGUGGAUAUGUAUUCAUCAUCAAUCUGAUCCCUCUGCAUGCCCUUGUCCUCAUAUUGAUUGGAAGAUACUCAAACAGAUUAUACAUUGCGUUUACGGUGUUUUAUUGUCUUGGAGAACUCUUGGCUAUGCAAGUUCCUUUUGUUGGUUUCCAACCAGUCAAGACUUCUGAACAUAUGGCUGCUUUUGGUGUUUUCGGUAUACUUCAGGUAAGGUUGUUAUUCGUUAUAAAUUAUGUUCUUCUUUUAGCUAGUUGGAGCCCUGAAAUACAUGCAAAGUCGGAUUAACCGGCAGCAAUUCUUAGUGCUUUUUGCCGCCGUUGUGGGAUUGACGAUUGUUUUGGGAGUUUUGGUAAUCGCUCUUUUGACCUACGCCGGAUAUAUUGCUCCGUGGUCUGGUCGAUUUUACUCUCUUUGGGAUACGGCCUAUGCGAAAGUGCACAUUCCCAUAAUUGCUUCAGUAUCAGAGCAUCAACCCACCACUUGGGUUUCCUUCUUCUUUGAUCUUCACAUUUGUGCCGCCGUUUUCCCUGCCGGGCUCUGGUUCUGCUGUCAAAAUGUUACUGAUUCCCGUGUUUUUAGUAAGUAGAGAGCACAAGGAUUUUUAUGCUUUAUUUUUAGUUAUUCUCUACGCCGUUACUGCUGCAUACUUUGCCGGUGUCAUGGUUCGGUUGAUGCUGACCUUCACUCCCGUUGUUUGUGUGCUUGCCGGUAUCGCCUUCUCGGUUAUCUUCGAGAAAUACAUGGUGGAUGACACUCAGCCCCGAAAGGAAGAAUCAAUCAGUGAGAAGAGACUCUAUGACAAAGCCACCAAAGCAAAGCCUCAGCCUAAAGUUGCCCAUGAAAGUGACGAUGUCGGGAUGAAUGGAAGAACUGGAGUCAGUCUGGCCUUGUUAUUCAUCUUGUUGAUGUAUGUUGCUCAUUGUACGUAUGUAACAAGCAAUGCCUACUCUCAUCCAAGUGUUGUUCUGCAGUCGUCGACUAACGACGGGUGAGUUGGCUCACGAAUUGACUGUUUCUAUUUUGAAAAUGUUGCUUUUAGUGGUCGUUACAUUAUGGAUGACUUUCGCGAAGCAUAUUAUUGGCUCCGAAAGAACACCCACGAAGACGCUAAGGUGAUGUCGUGGUGGGACUAUGGAUAUCAGAUCGCCGGAAUGGCCAAUCGGACUACAUUGGUCGACAAUAACACUUGGAAUAACUCUCAUAUUGCGAUGGUGGGGAUGGCAAUGUCAUCAAACGAGAGCUUCUCCUAUGAGAUAAUGAAGUCUUUGGACGUGGAUUAUGUCCUUGUCAUCUUCGGUGGAAUGAUUGGAUAUUCGGGAGAUGAUAUCAACAAGUUCUUGUGGAUGGUCAGAAUUGCCGAGGGAGAACAUCCCAAGAUCAUCAAGGAGAGCGAUUACUUUACGGAAAGUGGAGAAUACAGUGUUGGGCCAAAUGCUCCGAAGGCAAUGACCGACUCAAUAAUGUACAGGAUGUCUUACUACAGGUUUGGGGAAGUUAGGGUAAGUGUAGAUAUCAUGAUAAUUAUUUUGAAGCUUAUUGAAUAACGGCCAUUGUUUUUUUUUCAGAUGAGCUUCAACCAUCCCGGCGGAAUGGAUAGAACAAGAGGAUACGCCAUUGGAUUCAAGGAUUACAAGCUGGAGCAUCUGGAAGAAGCGUACACUACUGAGAACUGGCUGGUUAGAAUAUUCAAGGUGGUCGAUAAGAGCAACCGACCGAAGGUCAAAUAUUCGGACAGGAAAAUCAAGUCCAAGAAAUCACCAGCUAUUAGCAAGAAGGUAGGAAGGAGAUUAAUGAGUAAAUCGAUUGAUAUCGUCAUUUCAGAACAAAAACAACAAGAAAGGUGUCAUCAAGGCCUAG
Molecule: messenger RNA, 2692 nt
Organism: Bursaphelenchus xylophilus (pine wood nematode)
Lineage: Eukaryota; Metazoa; Nematoda; Chromadorea; Rhabditida; Aphelenchoididae
Source: the annotation of a GenBank genome assembly